This is a messenger RNA of Cryptotermes secundus, 2362 nucleotides long. RefSeq names its product glucoside xylosyltransferase 1 (gene shams). The transcript is spliced from 7 exons. Gene Ontology annotation, molecular function: UDP-xylosyltransferase activity. NCBI's taxonomy places the organism in Eukaryota, Metazoa, Arthropoda, Insecta, Blattodea, Kalotermitidae. The coding region runs from base 747 to 1955 and encodes 402 amino acids. The record is from RefSeq and is a predicted model, not a curated record. Gene Ontology annotation, biological process: protein O-linked glycosylation via N-acetylgalactosamine.
CUCGUAGCAUUCCGUGUGUAUUAGUCGUCGUCAUCCUCGUCCCCGCCCCCCAUUCCCGAGUUUCCAAGUUCCAAAUUAUCAAUUGUUCUAACUUCUGCUACAAGCAUUGAAAUAUUCGGUUAACUGCUAGAGGAAGGGAUGUUAAAAUAUUUUAGAUUUUCUGUGUUGGAAAUUCGUAGUCGUUUUAGUUCUAUUGAAAUAUAUUAAUGCUACGGGGAAAAUAUGCCGAAGUGUGAGAUAUUUGCUUUCUGAACAUAAAUACAGUUAAAUAUCCAUAUUUAAUCUGUUGGACGUGAUAAUAGCUCUGUUCUAUGUAUGCUGUCUUAAGAUCACCUACCGGACCUACCGUUACCUACAAACCGUACAACUCGCGUAACCCCUCCAACGCCCACAAAGUCCAGCAAUGCCUGCAAUUACCUGUCCUGGUCGUCCUGGUUUUCUCAGUGCUACCAACCUAUGUCAUUGACGGUCAUUGACAACCAAUAAAUAUUAUUUCACAAGUAUUAGGAAUAUUAAGAAGAGUUUAAGUGCACAUACGAAGUGUGACUUUUAGCUUGUUGAAGUACUGUAGAGUUUUGAUGAUAUAUAAUUUACUCACUUUCAUUACGUACAUAUUCUUGCCGCAUACUUAAUUGGCCAUCCUAAAUCUUAAAUGCAUGUUGUUUGUGGGUGCUUUAAUUUGUCUAUAAAAUGAAGUAUAAUAAUUGAAAUGCAAAGUAUUAGCAUAAAUAUUACCCCGGUGCUAAAUGUGCAGGAGCAUGAAAUCAAUAUCAAGAUUUGUAAUUAUUUUUUCAAUUCUUAGCGUAAUAUUUUUUUACGUUAUUGUGAAUUAUUUUAACUCCUCACAAGCCGGACUCUCGAAUCAAAUUGUAUGGACAGACGGUUUAAGUAAUAACAGAAGGGAACUUAUUGGUGUCUCAGAGGUACAGUCUAAUGAAGAGUUAUUAAGCUUGCAGAAUUAUGGUGAACUUGGAAGCCGCCUUCAUAUGUACAAAAACUCUAUGCAAGGAAGUCAGAUUGUGCUGGCAGUUGUGGCAUGUGGUGAUCGCCUAUCAGAGACAUUGGUUAUGAUAAAGUCAGCAAUCCUUUUUACUCAGAAACCACUGAACAUCAUUGUCCUUGCUGAUGAUCCUCUGAUUGCAAGCUUCAAGGAAAAGCUGAAUGUUUGGAGAACAUCAACAAACCAUUCAUUUACAUACAAGGUUCUUCCAAUCACUUUCCCUCUGCAGGGGAAUACGGAUGAGUGGAGGAAACUGUUCAAACCUUGUGCCUCUCAAAGACUUUUCUUGCCUACUGUGUUGAGUGAUGUCGAUUCUCUUCUCUAUGUUGAUACGGAUACAUUAUUUCUUGGCCCUUUAGAAGAUGUUUGGAGACAUUUUGACCUAAUGAAUGCAUCCCAGAUGGCAGCACUUACACCAGAGCAUGAAGAUCCAAACACAGGCUGGUACAAUCGCUUUGCCAAACACCCAUACUAUGGACGUUUAGGAGUGAACUCUGGUGUCAUGCUGAUGAAUCUCACACGCAUGAGAGCAUUUAGUUGGACUAACUAUGUUGUACCAAUUUACAAAGAGUAUAAAUUGAAAAUCACAUGGGGUGAUCAGGAUAUCAUCAAUAUUAUAUUUCAUUUUCAUCCAGAUAAACUGUAUGUUUACCCAUGCCGAUAUAACUACAGACCAGACCACUGCAUGUACAUGUCAGUAUGCAAGAGUGCAGAGUCUCAGGGCAUUGCAGUAUUACAUGGUAGUCGAGGCAGCUUUCAUGCAGAGAAACAACCAGCAUUUCGAGCUAUCUACCGAGCAAUGGAGGAGUACCAGUUGGGCACUGAUUUGUAUGUCAAUCUGUUUUCAACCAUGCGAAACUACUUAGAACUAACUACAUCCACCAACUGUGGCAAGAUUCAACACAUCUUCACAAAAGCAAUGCAACAUUUCAUUCAGAAAACAUAUGGUAGAUAACAAUUCAGCAUGGUGUGAUAAAUAUGGUGAGGAUUGAUCACCUUUAUUUUGUAAGAUUUCCUUUGGAAAAUGUUAUGAUCAUUUAUAUUGUGGUCAGUUUCAUAACCACCACUGUUGUAACUUUAAUUCUGUAAGAUAACAUAUACUUGUACAACUAGUAAAGUCUGAGCUAGUACAUUCUGCAGAUUUUGAAUGUAUGCACAACCAUUCACUACUUGUCAUCUUUGCUCUCAGAAUGAAUGUACAAUGGGAGAUCUGAAAGCUUAAUGCAUUCUGCUUGCCUGAAAUUUACUGCACUUCUGAUUGUUACUCGUACAGAACAAGCAAGAAGGAACUCCAUGGCCUGUAGUCCACAAGCAAUCUAUACCGACCAAGGGACUGCCGCUUGUCGGCAAAGUUAGUGCCAA